ACAGCAAAUGGACACGUGAUAUCUAAACGAUGGUUUUGGGUUGCCGCUGCAUUUCUUGGCGGGGCUGCACUUUGUGCUGCAUUUUGUGGUGGAGGUGGAGGCAUAGAAUAUGUAGUUAAUAAACCACCCACAAUAACAUGUCCACCUGUAGUGGGUCCGUUCUAUCCGGACAAAGGGAUGGAUACUGUAGUUGUGACAUGGGACGUGCCUACUGCAUCUGAUCCGGAAGGAAAGCUGGAAAGUGUUGAUUUGGAUGGUACGCCACCCAAUUCAAAGUUUGGAGAUGGUAGUCAUACGAUUCUUUAUACGGCUAGAGACGAUGUUGGAAACACAGAUACUUGUACCAUUAGAUUUCAGGUCAAAGUUAUAUAUUGUUAUUUCGGCAUUAGUUUGUAUGGAAAGCACGGCAGAGCAACAUGUGAUACACCUGCUUUGUAUGGGACGACCUGUGAAUUUUUCUGUAAUACAGGGUAUCAGCUUUCAAUAUCUAGUCCAACAACAAAAAUAUGUGAAAAAAGUGGAUUGAUCGGAGAAUGGCAACCUUCGGAUAAAUUUGUGUGUGAAAAGAAGAAAUGCAGCGAUCCACCUGCGUAUUGUAAUGGACAGUUGCUAUGUUCUGAUGGUUAUAAUUUAGAUUCUGUGUGUUACCCGACCUGUAUUGAAGGUUAUUCCACAGAUAUGACAAAGAAUAUAAGAUGUAAUGGUGAUGAGUGGCUAGGAGUAAACCAUAUACAACCAUGUUUAGAUGUUCAGCCUCCCGAGUUUUCAUUGUGUCCAGAGUCAGUUCAUGCAUUUUCUGAUGUAAAUGGUUUUGCAAUUGUUGAUUGGCCAAUACCAGAAGCAUCAGACAAUUCACAAUAUGCAGACAGUUGCGGAGGUAGUAGUGGAAUAACUGUAUCCCAAGUACUUGGACAAGCUCCAAGAUCAAACUUUGAAAUAGGUUACCAUGACAUAACUUACACUGCAACAGACAAUAACAAUAAUGGUGGAUUGUGUACAUUUACAGUCAUAGUUGAAGAGCUUACUUGUGAUCCGCUUGUUGUUCAAGACCAGUAUUUACUAGUUCAGUGCCCGAAUGGUUAUUCCUUUGGAUCAACAUGUUCAAUUUCCUGUUUUUUAAGCUACGAACUGAAAGGCGGCACGAAUGUUACAUGUCAAAAACAUCCAAAUUUUGAAAACAAAGCAUUUUGGGAUUGGAAAAACGCCAAUGAAUCUUACUGUGAAAAGUUGACAUGUCCUGAUCUACCACCACCGGCUGGAGGUGCUCUGGCAUGUUCCACGGUUCUGGGUAAUCAAAUCUGUACAAUGUCAUGUUCUGAUAAAUACCAGAUAUCUAAACAGACAUCAAAAGAAUAUGUUUGUAAUGAUGACAAAAUUUGGAUACAAGGAAUUCCUCCGAAUUGUACAGACAGAGUUCAUCCAUCGAAUGCAAUAUUGCCCGGUGAAUUAUUUUACUACUACUCAGGGAAUUGUUCAGACUCUGGUGUUCAAGAGAGUAUACAGAAUAAUUUUGUAGAGGUGAUGAAAAGUCUUGAAGGUACAUAUGGAUGGGAUAAUAUUUGUCCAGCUUACUGCACUGUGGAAGGGGUGACUGUUACAUGCGGUCCUUCAAACGGUCGACGCCGACGGAGCAUAUUCAAACGAUCAACAAAUAAUGAAAUUAUAGUUGAUUUUAAAGUUUCAUCACAAUGGGAGACAACUAAAUCCCUAUGGGGAAAUGAUGAUACUCUACAAAACUUGGGCAACUUGAUAAAAAGUGAAGUGUCAAAAGGAGCAGUUGACGUUAAUGGAACUACUACUGGAAGAAUGACUUUUGGUUGGAUAGAAUUCCCAUGUGAAAUUGGGCAAGAACCAGUCUAUGAAGAUGAUGCUAGAUGUGUCGGAUGUUCACCUGGAAAAUAUUUGCAAGACGGGGAAUGUCAUGAAUGUGACAAGGGUAACUUUCAAGAGAAAGAAUACCAAAUAAAUUGCACAAAAUGCCCUACAUGAAAAAUCUACAGCAGAUAAUGGGUCAAAAAGUAUAAAUGAUUGUAAAGAUAUGUGUCCUCCUGGAACUUAUUCUAGCACAGGUGUUGAACCAUGUUCACCUUGCCCUCUUGGACAAUACCAGUCUAUGUAUGAAUCUACAUCGUGUUUGGUAUGUGAUCCAUUAGAGUUUACUAAU
Mytilus californianus (California mussel) is the source of this 2164-nucleotide messenger RNA. RefSeq lists its product as uncharacterized. The coding region runs from base 178 to 1989 and encodes 603 amino acids. NCBI's taxonomy places the organism in Eukaryota, Metazoa, Mollusca, Bivalvia, Mytilida, Mytilidae. The transcript has 11 exons. The record is from RefSeq and is a predicted model, not a curated record.